CAUUGUGAUUCGCUUCUUUAUGGUCUACCUGAUUAUCUUAUUCAGAGACUACAAUAUGUUAUGAACGCAGCGGCAAAAGUGAUCCCUUGCAAGCAAAAGCUUGAUCAUGUCACACCACUACUUAUUGAGCUACACUGGCUCCCCGUCCAUCAGCGUAUUAUUUUUAUGAUUUUACCGUACACCUUCAAGGCACUCCAUGGUGUGGCUCCAACGUACUUGACUGAGCUCAUCAGUCCUUAUGUUCCUAGGUGAGUUCUCAGGUCUGCUGACCAACUUCUAUUGGAGCAACCAACACACAAGCUCAAAUUGACUGGCCUGAGGGCUUUCUCAGUGUGCACGCCUGGAACUCGGUUCAAUUUGAGAUUAAAAGCAGUGUAUCUGUCUCUAUUUUUAAAGCUAAGCUUAAGACCUAUCUUUUUCGACAAGGAUAUUUUUAGACUUUAA
Molecule: messenger RNA, 444 nt
Organism: Pocillopora meandrina
Lineage: Eukaryota; Metazoa; Cnidaria; Anthozoa; Scleractinia; Pocilloporidae
Source: the annotation of a GenBank genome assembly